AUGUUCGAAGACUUCUCCUUCACCUCGCCAUCGUCGCGCCCAGCACGUCUAGCCCUAGAAGAUGAUCGCCUGAUGGUCGAUACAGACAGUCUUAUUUCACCACUGUCUUCCCGCUGUCCCUCGCCACAAUCCCGACUUCGGAACCGCCGCAACUUCCGCUCCCAACCACCAACUUCCGUCCCAUUCCCUUACGAAGACCAUAAAGACCAUAAGCGCCUCUCCAUCUCAACCCUGACUCAAAAACUCCACGAACAUACUCUCGCUCCUGGCGAUCACGAUCGCAUUUCCCCAGGCUCCCCAACAAACUACACCGGCUACGUCCUUACGCCACCGGACACAGACCACGACGAUGAAUCCCUCUCUCCCUCCAGCCCGACAUUCCCUAUAUCAGAGUCCAGUGACGAUAUUCGCUCACGAAGGCAGCAUAUCUCCCGACUGCAGUGCAAUGAGUCUGAAAUCGAAGCUAUGCGAAGUCUGAUUGAAGAGCCUGUGGAGGAAGAAGAUUGUCAUCCGAGUUCUUUACCACCACGACAUUCACCGCGUAGGCGAGCCAUGACGCUUUCAAGGAGUCGGUUCGGGCCAGAGGAGAGAAGGAGGAAGAGUUCGGCUGGGGUUUUGGCGAGUCGGGUGGAGAAGGACAGACAUGGCCAUGGUCAUGGCCAUGGGCCUGGGAAGAGGAUGGAUGGGUUGAGGCGGAAGAGCCUUGUGAGUGCGGCUUUGGCUUCAAUGGUUGAAAAGGAGUAG
This is a messenger RNA of Penicillium salamii, 744 nucleotides long. The record is from the annotation of a GenBank genome assembly. Lineage: Eukaryota; Fungi; Ascomycota; Eurotiomycetes; Eurotiales; Aspergillaceae.